UCGAAUGCAGACAUCGAUGGCGUGAACUUCAUAACUUCAAACUCGUUUGUCAUUCUCAAUCAAAAUGGUCGAUGAAACCGAAAUGUUCGGCUUUGAGCUUUUACAAAGUUUGUACGACACGCAAAUUGUGAAAAAGGAAGACGUUCUAAUCCUGUUCGUUCACUGGUAUUUUGUGAAAAAUGGAUUCAGAUGUAUUGGCCUCGGCGAUAGCAAAGCGUACGAUACAUCGGAAAAGGGAUCAGAAUUACUUCCAGAGGGAUGGAACACACAACCAAUUUACGCUUUACGUUAUGUAAACGAUAAAAAAUUGUAUAUAUUCCACGGUGUAAAAUCUGAUGAAGAUUUACUUCUGAACUUGUUGAGGAUGAACGAUCAAAAUGUAUCCAAUGCCCAAUUUCCAAUUAAUGCAACCAUAAGUAAUCUCCAUGGACCCUUAGAAUCUGUAAUGCCUCCGUACCAAAAUGUUUUACAAACAAUUCAAACAAAUCUUGUUGAGCCGAUACUUCCUCCAAAUACUGCAGAGAAUUCUACCCAAACAGCAACAGUAAAUACAGAACAGCGUGUUCCAAGAGAGACUGAUCCAUUAAGAGUACCCUCAACACGUCCAGCAUCAGCAACAAGCCCAUGGCGACCUGAUACAGAUCCAAGAAAUGUAGGGUCUGCGGACUUAAAUCCCUUAGCACAAGGAGGUGGUAUGAUUUACGAUCUCUUCCCGCCAGAAAGACGCCGUCCCCACAAUCCGUUUAGGCCAGCUUUAGGAGUUCCAGGAGUACUACCACCAGGAGCUGUCCCCCCUUAUGCGAGAUUCGAUCCUUUUGGUCCACCGGACAUCGAUCGACCAAGACCACGUCAAGGUCAAGACAAUGACCACUUACCUCCGCCAGGAUACGACGAUAUGUUUAUGUAAAAUAAAUGAAGUAACUGUAUAAAUAAGAAAAAUAUAUUAAUCCAGUUCUUACCUCUGUACACAAUGUUUGCGUAUACUUAUAAUUUUGUAAAAAAAAAAAACUAAUAGGAAUUGUUUAAAUAAAUUUCUAUUGCAUUUAAAUAUUUUCGUAAAAAUAUCUCGUACUGAUAAAACACAGUUGGUUUAUGAGAUAUCAAAAAACGAUUGAUUUCUUCACAAAACGACUUCCAUUCUUUUUUUUAUUUCAUUACUGAUGUUUUACAAUAUAACAAAACUUUCGUUUAAUUUAAUCAUAUGUCAUUAAUAGAGCAGUAGGUAGGAAAUUACAUUAACAAAUUAAAUAUAUAAUAGUAAUUUUUGUUUAAAUUGCGCUAACUCGUUAAAUUCAUUUUUCCGCUUAAUCGAUUUCAAAGGACUUUUAUUUUUUAUUACGUCGGUUCAAAAUAGAGGAUUUCUUUGCUACCUAAAUUGUUUCUGUUCGCAGUAUUCAUGAAUUGAAACGUUUUUAAACAUAAAACACAAAAUAUUAUAUGAAAACGAUGUUCACGAUUACCAUUAUAAAAGAAUGGCAAUUUAACCUAUACACGUUUCAAAAUGUUUUCAUAGUUUUUUUUUUUUUUAAAUAAUAAAAUAUCAUUUUUAAAGUGUUUCGAUUCAAUUCUUCGAGUAAGAUGCAAUCGUAAAUAUUCAGAUCAAAACACAUUAAUAUAUACGAUUUAAUCAAAUAAGAACUCUACGAAUGUCCAUUAACUUUCAAAUUUGGAAAUUGUAAGUUAUGAUAAGCAUUUGUUUAGCAAGGCCAAUCAUAUUUUAUCCCUUUUUAACUUUCGAUUUUCUCCGCAAAAAUGUAUCACAGAUAAAAGAUAUUCACUCAUAUACAUAAUUAUUUCUGGCAAUGAAAUAUGUCGCUUGAAGAAGUGAAUCGAUGUGCAAAAAUUAAAUUCUACGUGAUAAAAAAAAAAAAA
Messenger RNA from Hylaeus anthracinus, 1872 nucleotides. RefSeq names its product proteasome inhibitor PI31 subunit (gene PI31). Gene Ontology annotation, biological process: proteasome-mediated ubiquitin-dependent protein catabolic process. Gene Ontology annotation, molecular function: endopeptidase inhibitor activity; proteasome binding. The transcript is spliced from 5 exons. Bases 65 to 907 code for a protein of 280 amino acids. The record is from RefSeq and is a predicted model, not a curated record. NCBI's taxonomy places the organism in Eukaryota, Metazoa, Arthropoda, Insecta, Hymenoptera, Colletidae.